Molecule: messenger RNA, 4196 nt
Organism: Mytilus trossulus (common blue mussel)
Lineage: Eukaryota; Metazoa; Mollusca; Bivalvia; Mytilida; Mytilidae
Product: SANT and BTB domain regulator of class switch recombination-like
Exons: 21
Coding region: 125-2194 (689 amino acids)
Source: RefSeq, a predicted model, not a curated record
UUUUAUUCAUUGUGAUCAACAAAAUUUCGAAUUGUUUUAAAAUGGAAGAACGCACUUGGUUACUGGAGUAGAACGGUCGUAUUUAGGACACUUCAUCCCAUUUAAGGCUGUUUCACAUUAGAGAAUGAUAAUGAAUGUCUUGGAACCAACAUCUCGUGUGGGAGUUGCCCUUGACCUUAUUCUUAAAACAUUGAUAUCUUCACAAGAUUUUAAUGAGUUACAGACAAAGAAUUGGGAAGCUAUUGCUAGGCUAAUACCUGGAUCUUCACCUGGACAGGUUGCAAGAAGAUAUGAAGAGUUAUUGCUGACAGGGGAUGUGUAUGCUAUGAAUCAGUUUGAGAAAAAUUACACAAUUCCUGGAGCUUCAUCACAAGUCAGUCUGACAGAAUCUGAUCUUAGCAGUAAAACUGGAGGAAGUUUACCAGGAUCCGCAUCACAGAAAGGAGAUAAAGAUAGCAAAGAUACAAAUGAAUCAAAAAGUAAACAAAGUGGACGAAACAGUGAUGAUCAAGGCCCUGUUAUGACUAUACAUGUCUGUGAUGAAGCUAAAAGCUUGAAGCAAGACUUCCAUUGUCCUCGAGACCUGUUGGUCCAGGAAAUGAAAUAUUUUGCAGAGUAUUUAUCAACAGACGCUCAGCGUUGGGAAGAAGUAGAUAUAUCUGUUCAUUGUGAUGUACAAAUAUUUGAUUGGUUGAUGAAAUAUGUUAAACGAGGCUCAAAAGAUGUACCAGAAAAACCUAGGCUAGAGGCCAGCAAUGUGAUAUCAAUUUUGAUUUCAUCUGAUUUUCUCAAAAUGGAUUCACUUGUACAAGAAUGUAUAGAGUAUUGCCAUGGUAAUAUGUCAGCUAUAGUAUCAACACCAUGUAAUAUGAAUUGUAUCAAUGAAAAACUUGUUGGAAGGAUAGCAGAUCUGUUUACACACAAUGAAGCUGAUGACAUAAAAGACAGAAAAGAUAAAUUUAAAAGUAAAUUAUUUGCCAAGAAGUUGGAGAAAUUGUUUGAUCCUAAUUCUACAAAUCCUGAUUCUCCAGAAUGCGCUGCUACAUUAAUGAGAUGUUCUGUUUGUAAGAAGGUCAUGGGUGGUAGUCUUGAGAAGAAAUUGAAAUGUACACCAAGCAGAUUAACUGUAGAUAGAAGAGGAACAUUAACAUUUUGUCACAUACGAGAUCCGUCUUUUGAUGUUAAUGAAUACCUACUGGAACUUAAAGGACAACUGAAGACCUGGCGAGAGGUUUACUGGAGGGUAUGGGGGACCAUUAAUUAUCUAAUUUGUACACGAUGUAAGGAGGUGUUCCCCUGCAGUGAUCUAGGACAUUGUAAAUACCACCCUGAACCAGCAAGAUAUGAUAAUGAAGGAUCCCUACAUUCCUGUAUCGGGACUUAUCCAUGUUGUCAUCAGAGGGUAUUAAGGUUUGAUCCUACACAACAAAAUAAGGGAUGUCGAGUUCGUGAUCACAUUGUGACUGUGUCUGAUUUACCGACAGAGGGUGAUAAGCCUCCACAAAAUCGGGUCUAUGAUGACCUACUUUCUCACCGAGAUGUUAUCUGUGUACCAUACCAAAGACUGUCAGAUGCCAGUGAAAUGGAGUUUAAAUUAUUUGAUAAUGAAGAGUUUGUAUGUUACUCACACAAAGAUGGAACAGCUUUACACCCGGCUCUACUGGCUGCUGUUGAUGAUGACAAAAAAACUGAGGCUGGCAAACCUCAGCCAAGAUUACAGGCUCUUACUAUGGAGAGAGAAUUAUCAUUUGAAUAUGAUGAUGUUGGCCUAGGAGAGAGUGACGAUGAAGUAGGAGAUGACGAACAACCAAGGGGAACAGCCCGUAGAGCUAGAGGCAUUAAGAAAUCUAUGGUUACAAUAGAUCCACAGGCAAUUUUAAUGGAUGCCCCAGAAUUUGAACAAACAAAGAAAUCUACCUGGGAUACAGGCAGAUCCAUGAGGUAUAAUCAAGAUGCACAGAGACAGGAAGAUCAAAGAAGGAUGAAGGAGAUAAGAGUUUAUUUGACAAAGUUAAGAUUGAAUCCAGAGAAAAUUGAUAAGCCUAAAAAGGAGUUUUUGGGAGGUCAGUAUUGUAAGAUUGAAUCACAGUGGAGAGCCAAUAAUUUACAGAAUGGAAACAAACCAGGAAUAGGAACAUUUAGGGGUAGACCUAUUGUUGGUGGUGUUCGACGGGAAAAAUCACACAUGUAUUGAUGUCGUCAAGGGCAAAACCAAUGAGGUUUUCUUCCCUGAGAUCGUCCAUGUCUUGAUCAUCAGUAUUGAAGUCACCCGGUAUAAUGACAUUGAUGUUAGCACUAGAAACAUUGAACAAAGACUUGCCACUGCUGACAUAGAAGCAUUUAUGACUUUUAUUCACUGCAUUUAAUGCAAGAAAUCAUUUUAGCAGACAACAGGUGCACAAGACAUUUAUUUUUACAAAUAUGCUGCUUAUAUCACAAGGAAUUAUCUUUUGUAUUUUAUUUAUAAACCAUUUUUUGUUAUGUUCAAAAAUAUUUGAUAUUGAAAAUCACACUAUAAGAAUAAUUACACUGUACAAAAUUAAGUCAUUCUUGCAAAAAAUAUAAGAAAAGAAACCAGGAGAUUUAAAAUCUCUGAAAAUAAUCUACUUUACAGUAAUAACUGGAUUCAUUUAUUUUUUGGUGGAUGGAGGAAAUUUUCAUGGUUAUUUAUGUUUUGCUGAUUUGCCUAAAUCUGCAUACAAGCUGAUAGAAAAUUUGAAAUUCAUUGAAACUUUAAAUUUGUAGUUCAUUGGAUAAAUCCUCACCUACAAAAAGAACGUAAAUGAGUAUUCAACAAAUAAAAAUGAAUAACAUCAAUAGUCUAUUUGCCAAUUACUGAUUUGAUUGUAAUUACACAUUUUUUUUAAACAAAUUACUUCCCUUUGUCAAUCUUAGACUGGUUCUAUACCGAUUAAUAUUGGCUUUUGCCAAUGCAAAGUAUGAUGAAUUGAAAUGAUGUGGUGGUUUCACUAAUUUUUCAUGAAAAAUAAUUAUUUAUGUCGUAAGUAUUUAGCUUAACAACAAAUUAAUGUAAUUAAAAGAUUUCAAAACCUUAAAAAUUACUCACAUUACACACAGGUAAAUUUGCUCUUUUUGCUAGCUCUCAAUUGUUAAUGAAAAUGAAUGUCCCUCAUAAGGGAGACAACUAAAAGAAAGGUCUCUAAUUACAGGGUCAAUUAUGGGUAUUGGUGAAUUAACUAUCGAACAUAAUUAUAAAAUAUCAUCCUAAUGAAUGAAUUUGUCUAGCAAUUUCAGGUAUUCUAUUGUCAGUUCUGUUAAGUUUUUAAACCAAGUAAUUGGAUAUAAUUUCUUUUUCAAAGAUAUUACAGAUUGUUUGAUUUUAUUCUUUAGAUGAUAAUGUUUUUUAUUUAUUAUUAUGAAUUUGAAAUUUAAAAGUAUAACAAGAAGUAAAGGAAGCCCAAUGUCAUAUGAUGACUUGUCCAAAUCAGUUUCACUCUGUUUUGCCUUCCUGGGUUUUCAUUUUACCUGAUAGAUAUCACGUGUAGCUGAAUGGCUUCAUGGAUAUGUAGUUCUAUUUAUAGAUUUGAUCAAAAUGUUAUUAGAGUUUACACAUAACUUUUGUGUUUGUGUCAUAGGGUUUUGGUGUUUUGCUUUCUUAUUGACAAUCUCACAACAUCUGCAUAUAUUAAUGAAGAUAAAAAAAAAUUAUCACUAUCAAUUCAUUUAAAAUAACAAAACAAGUAUAUAGAAAGACCUUUUUCCAUAUGUCAGAGUCAGACUGUCAGUUCGGAUUAUGGACCUUUGUUUUUUCAUGGAAUUCAAGCUAUUUCAAAUCUCUGAAACUAAUUAUUUAUUUUCUGGAUCCAGGAAAAAAUGCUUUUUGAUGUCUGGAAUUGGUGAUUUAGGAUUUAUUUUAAGAUGAUGUGCAUUCCCAUGCUGCCAUGCUUUGACACAGGCCUGUAUUUAUUGUAGACUUUUUCUUCUGUGCUUCAUUGUCUUUACAAAAAUGUAUGCAAUUGUAGCCUCAUGUGUUAUUUCAGAAUGAAAUAUACUUUCUUCUGUUUCAUUUAUUGUCUAUGCUACUCUGUUUAAUGAAUAAAAGUGUGAUAGUGUAUUUAAUUUUUUUUACACAAAAAGCUUAACAAAGGGCAAGGAGAUAUAUCUUAACAAUUUUAAUUUACUAUAUUUAUGUAUUUUUAUAUGUUUGAUUUUGAGCAAUCUAUGUGAUUUAUUUA